CACCAAUACUGACCGCAGACCAGCCCACUCUGAACCAGAGUCACCCUCUCCACCCUCCCACCGGCAACGUGGCAACACUCGAUGUGUUUUCUUCUCAUCUUUCACAAAUCCGAGGAGACGAAUUUCCACGUAUUCAAGAAAUCAAUGAGUAAUGUGUGUUAUUACUUAUUAUAUUUAGCCUGAGGACUGAUUCAAUCUUUUUCUGCUGAUCUUGGACUACAGCUGUCAAACUCCUCAGGGCGGGCUCCUGUGUUUACUUUCACAGAGGAGAGAGAGAGAAAGAGAAAGAGAGAGAGAGAGAGAGAGAUAGAGAGAGAGAUAGAGAGAGAGAGAGAGGUUUGAUACACGCUGCAAACAUAACGGACAUAGAGAAGCACUUUACACACAUUCAGACUCUUAAUGGUGCAGAUUUUUCAACUCUUUCUUUUCUGUUACUUGUAUGAUUCACAGUCUGAUUUGGGCUGGUGUCUCUGCAGUAACUACGCUUAGUUAUGGAUCACAGUCUUCGGUGAACUUUAUCCUCUUGUUAUCAAGCUGACCUGUUAUCAGCUCAUGGUGUGUGAGCUCCCAGUGAAAUGAUGUGGCAGUUGCAGCUGUACUUUGACUGCGUCUGAGCUGUGUUCCAACAGCAGGAGUAAACCCAUCAUGGAUCACAGAGGUCACCCCUGGCCUGACCCCGGCCAUCAGUACCCCCACAGGACUAAAGACAGAGAGGACUACAGCAGGUACCCCCAGCAGGAGUGGGACCAGAGCUGUCCAACUCCAGACCCCAGAGAGAGGGACAGACCCUGGGCUCAUCCCGAUGCCCGCUACAGUCCUCACUACGCCAGUCCUCCUGUCAGACCUGAGCAGUAUCCCUCCAACUACCAGCAGUAUGCCUACGGCCAUGGGCGAGCAGACCACCAAAGACCCCAGUCCAGCCACUGGGACUACAGAGACAACUAUGGUUAUUACGAUCAGGACUACUACAGAGGACAGCAUGGUCGACAAGAUGCUGCCCAGCGGACUCCCCAAGAAUCAAGGAGAGCAGAUGGUUAUCAUGACAGAAACUACAAGCAGGAACACUCAGGGAGCUCCUACUUAGAGGACAACAGGUAUGCCCACUUGAGAGACAACUCCCAGCGUCACAUCAAUAACUAUGAAGAAACUCCUUCCAGGGAGAAUGAAGAAGUUUCCUCUUAUCACCUGGGGACAUUAGAAAGUUCUAAAACCUCAGGGUUGUCUUCCAGCUGCUAUGAACUGAGUCAAUACAUUGAUGGAAGUGAACACAGCGACUCUGUGCCACCGACUGUUCACGCCUCUGAUGAAGACCAUGGAGCCGUACAUCAGACGUCAGCUCCUCUGAAGUACUCGGUCCCUCACGCUGUGGUCAGCUUCGGACCUGCAGGACAGCUGAUUCGAGUCGCUCCGGGCUUUUCCACACAGAAGAACUUCAGUCAGCUGGAAAUCCACAGCCUGGAAGUUAUUCUGAGUGAGACACAGGAACAGCAGGAGAUGAGAAACUUCCCUGGUCCCUUAACUAGGGAAGAUUUGCACAAAGUAGAUGCUAUGGAUUUUGCCCAGAAGGAAGCAGGAGCUUGUAUUAGGGAUGAAAAACUGCAGGACAAGAGCUCUGCUGCCCUCUUGUGGAAUCUGCUGAUACUGCUCUGCAGACAGAAUGGACAAAUAGUGGGAUCAGAUAUUGCAGAGUUGCUGAUGCAGGGCUCACGUUCAGAUGGAAGCUGGGAGAUAGAAGCCCCCACGCUCAUUGACUUCAGUGAGGGCACGGCUGCAGAAGCGCCACCUCAAACAGGAGAUGACCUGCUCAUGGGAUCCUGCAGCUUCAGCUCUGAGACCUCGGAGAAGGCCCUGCACAGUUACACUGAGCUGCUGCUGGCUGGAAGAAAGAAGGAGGCCUUGGAGUCAGCUAUGAGCAGCGGCCUGUGGGGGCAUGCACUUUUUCUGGCCAGCAAAAUGGACAGCAGGUCCUACACCAGCGUGCUGAACAGGUUUACAGGCCAGCUAACGGCCAGUGAUCCCCUCCAGACUCUCUUCCAGCUGCUGUCUGGGAGAAUCCCUGCGGUUGCCACGUGCUGUGGAAAUGAAAAACGAGGAGACUGGAGGCCACAUCUGGCCGUCAUGCUCUCCAAUGAGACGGGAGAUCCAGCUGUCCAGCGGAAGGCCAUCAUCACCACAGGAGACACACUGGCUUCCAGACGCCUCCUGCACGCCGCCCACGUGUGCUACCUGACAGCCGGCGUUCCCUUUGGGGCGUUCACACAGAAGGCAGAGAGACUGGUGCUUCUGGGCAGCAGCCAUAGGCAACCAUUUGAAUACUUUGCCACAAACUCAGCCAUCCAGUGCACCGAGUUGUACGAAUAUUGCCUGACUCUUGGAGAAAAAAGUUUUUCAAUACCGUCCUUUCAGGUGUAUAAGUUCCUCUAUGCCAGUCGACUGCUGGAUUGUGGACUUGCCUCUCAGGCCUUCCAUUACUGUGAGGUGGUUGGCCAUGCAAUCCUCCGACAGAGGGAGCCUUUCUUUGUGCUGACUGGGGAGGUUAUUAAGUUGGCAGACAGACUUAGACACACUGAGGGUCAGUUCAGUGAGGGAGGUGUUAGUGCAGCUGGGCAGGAACCUGAUUGGCUGAGACAGAUGCGUGCUAGGCACCACAGCUUACAGACCGGGAGUUACGACUGCACUGAAACAUACCAGCCAGAACCUGAGGUAUGUGCUUUGGCCCAUGAUGAUAGCGAAGUGUACUCAGGAUUGGACGACCUAAACCGUGACAUUCUGAGCCCUGAGCCUGAACUCCUUUACUACAGAGGCAAUGAGGAUCAAGAAAGCCUCCUGAAUCAAACUGAAGCAAGCACUGAGGAAAUGUUAUCAUCAUACAUCACAGGAGCUCAGCACUGGCCAGGAGCCAGUCCUCCGCUUCCAGUCACCAUGGUCAAUGCUCCCCCACUGUCCAAAGUGGCCCAGAGUCAAGACUUCAGUUAUCAUAACACAGAUAGUGCUGAAGUCAGAAGUGCCUUGACACAUUGUCCACCGAGUGAUGUGCCUUCAGCAGGAGGGGGGGCCUGGUCUUUCUCUGGAACAGGCAAGAUGCCCGAGGCUGACAUCAGUCACCAGGGGUAUGACCAGCAGAGAACACAAGAACGUUUCAAGCCCUCUGAGCAGACGAACCAGCCCCGGGAACAGGGCACCAAGGUGGGGUGGUUCAGUGGCUGGUUUAAAUCCAAACCAAAUGAUGUCCAAAAGGAGAGUUCAGAGCAGAGGAGCACAGCUCAGAUGGAGCAACCACCCACCACUGGACCACUCUGUCGUCCUCCACCUGCUGCGAUGGUCUCUCUCAACACGUUUCCAUCCCAGCCCUCUUCUGCUGCGAUCAAUCCCUUCUCAAGGAAAGCAGUUUGACACAGCAGGUCAGCAGCUGGGGUAGGAACCAUGGGAAGACCACUAUUCUACAUCUCAGGAGCAGUGACUGCAAAGGGAGGCUCUCACACCAUCAGUGAAUAAAAGUCUUAUAAGGGAAAUACCUGAGUUCAGAAGAACAGCAUGAAAGUCAAUUCCACUCAUUACUGCCCACAUUUCUUUUUAAGGAUGUUCUUUCCAACCCCCACAGCUUGCUCACCAUCAUGUGGCAUAUUAGAUACGGAAAUACUCUGAAGGUACUGGCACAGCAACUCGUAUUACAGAGACUGAAGCAGCUGAGGAGGGCUUCCCAAAAGCUGACAGUGGGGAAAUUACCAAUGAUUGCAGGACAUGCUGGAUGAAAGGGAUACCUUAAUUAAUCUUAGUAACUGUGUCUGCAUAAGGCAGCACUGAGGAGAGCUUUAAUGUGGUGGUAUGUAUGUAACUGCCCACUGAGUAUCAGUGUCAUCAGACUCUCACAGCUCACAUCUCUUUGAAAUGAUUAUCCUUAACACCGUAAAUGCUUAAAUAGAAUACCUAUGAGCUAAAUUAAAGUUAUCUUCAAUAGUACAUCAUUCUCAUUCUAUCUCAUCUUUUUUUAUGGUAAAAUAUUAAACACAAUUUAGCUGUGCAUGAAAAAACACAUUAAAACAGAAUAAAUGUAAUAUAAUGCUGUGAUCAUUUAUUGGCUGGACAGAAGAAGAGUUUGUAGUCUGAUUGACGAGUAAAUCAUUGCACAAUGUGAGCAAUAUAGUUUUAGAUAUAAUAAUAUAUAGUACAUAUCUUUAAAGAUUGUAAGAGCAUGUUGGCAUGCUGCCAGAUCGGAUGACACCACAUGGUUGAGGGGGGAUGGGGGACCAAGGUAAAGAACUCUGCUAGUUUACAGCCCUGUUAUAAUAAUGUGCUUGGCGACAAAUCUACUGGAGGCUCUUUAUAUGUAUAUAGAGCCCAUACAGCAGUAAUAUAUAAUUUUAUACCAUUUUUUGAAUACCCUGUCACCUUGAAAACAUGUUUUGAUGUAAUUGAGAUGUGAGUUUUUUUUACCACCUUCAUAUGACUUUGUGCCUUAUGUAUUAUACCUGAAUGCUUUUUGCAUAUCUGAAACAGCACAUGAACAGUCUCGAUUAUAAAUCUAUUAUAUAUAUAUAUAUAAAUA
This is a messenger RNA of Platichthys flesus (European flounder), 4546 nucleotides long. RefSeq names its product SEC16 homolog B, endoplasmic reticulum export factor (gene sec16b). The transcript has 25 exons. Gene Ontology annotation, cellular component: ER to Golgi transport vesicle membrane; endoplasmic reticulum exit site. Gene Ontology annotation, biological process: COPII vesicle coat assembly; Golgi organization; autophagy. The coding region runs from base 646 to 3393 and encodes 915 amino acids. Lineage: Eukaryota; Metazoa; Chordata; Actinopteri; Pleuronectiformes; Pleuronectidae. The record is from RefSeq and is a predicted model, not a curated record.